Chelonus insularis is the source of this 1406-nucleotide messenger RNA. RefSeq lists its product as uncharacterized. NCBI's taxonomy places the organism in Eukaryota, Metazoa, Arthropoda, Insecta, Hymenoptera, Braconidae. The record is from RefSeq and is marked provisional. The coding region runs from base 387 to 1373 and encodes 328 amino acids. The transcript has a single exon.
UAUUAGACGUACAAAUAUUAUCUUGUUCAUCUGACGUAAUAUCAUCCAGAUAUUUUGAUCAACCGAUUACUCAAUUAUUAGAAAAUGUUCGAUGCAGCAACAAGUUUAGUCAUAAUGACGACAUUUAUAUACAUUUUAAUCCUCUGUUUACUAACUGAAGAUUCAUACCUCUACACAGAGUAUAAAAUCAACAAGUGCAUAAUUGAAAAGCCAUUCCUAACACGCACCAUGGCACUGUAUAGAUACAAAUUGUGUGAAAAUGAGCAAUGAGUUCAUCAACGAGAUAAUUCAUCAGUGCUAAAUAACUAUUAAAUGCAGAAAAAAAAAAUUAAUUAACUAUAAUUAGUGGUAUGAUAUUAAAUCGAUAAAAAUUAAAAAAAAACAUUAUGACAGUUGUGGAAGGAUUUGAUUCUGAAUAUAGACCAUUUAAUUACCGAGAUGAGUUAUCAAAAACCUACCAAGUUAAACCAGUCAAGGUGCCUUCAUAUCGUGACAUGACUAUUGAAACCCAAACAACUCACUUUGCCAAGCUAAGGCAACUUAACAUUGAUCCACUAUCAUUGACAGAUAAAACAGUAUCAGAGGCACUGCACUUGUUGAAGAAAUCCGGUCGACCAGAUAAAGAAUUAUCAAAUGCCUAUAUCAACAGUAUUUAUUCAACAAUGAAGAGAAUAAAUCCAGCACUAAGUACUAGUGCUAGUAAGCUAGGAUUUCCACGUAAGAAUCGUAAGACAGUUAUUGAUGAUCGUCUGGAUCUGCAUCAUGGAAUCAAACAGAUGUUGACAACAAUUAUUAAAUAUGUAGCUAAUUUUACAACAGUGGAACCACGAAAGAUUGAAUCACGUCGAGUUAUUGAUACUAUUAUUGCAUCUAUAUUGACUCUAUUGACCAAUUUACGUUCUACUGAAUUAUUUAAAUUGCAAUUAAAACAUCUAGAGAUGAUUUCUCAAGAUACUCCAAUUACCAUCAAUACAAAGUGUCAAAGUCACGUGAUAACUGUGAUGAAAAUUAAACCACUGUAUGAUCUGUUGUAUCCUAAGUUGAAAAAUAUUAUUCUAAGUCGAGAAUUGAAGUUUAACUUGGAUUAUCUUGAAGAUCCUAAAUCAAUAACUCGUGAUGAGUCGAAUAUAAUUCUUCUGUCUUGUAAAAAUGAUACUAUUAAUAAGACAUUUUAUGAAUUGUAUAUCAGAAUUAAUCAAAAGAGACCUAAUGUUACUCUUGGAUUGAAAACCAUUCGCUCGUUCAAUCUGACAUUGAUGAUGGAUCCUGAUGACUUUCUGGAACAUCAGGAGGUUUGGAAAAAAUUUAAAGAACAAAAUGAAAAGAAGAAAGAUGAUUUAGAGCAUUUGUAUGAUGAAAAUGUAUCAGAAUAAUUAGUAUGGGAUUGUUUGAUGAAAUUUUUUAUU